This is a messenger RNA of Drosophila miranda, 2671 nucleotides long. RefSeq lists its product as uncharacterized. Lineage: Eukaryota; Metazoa; Arthropoda; Insecta; Diptera; Drosophilidae. The coding region runs from base 937 to 2379 and encodes 480 amino acids. The transcript is spliced from 2 exons. The record is from RefSeq and is a predicted model, not a curated record.
CCAUGUAUUAAGUGUCUUACUUACGGAGCACUUUCAACAGUCUUAGCAGUUGCCAGAUCUGUUUCAUUUGUGUUCAUUGUGUUCCUUGCCCUGCUUGUGUCUACGUCUAUAUUUGAUCUAAAAUGGGUCGCAAAGACAAAUCCAACAAGUGCAAACAGUGCCCUUGCGGGAUGACUGGUAGCGUAACGAUAAUUACGGAAAACGAAGUGCAACAUCAACCAGCAAGAGUAGUACCGCAAGGACCCCCAACCGGUGGGUGUAAAGUGUACCGAGGCCCACCACCAGGAUUUCCGGGACACUUGGAAGCAGAAAACCCUGCGAUUCGAGUGAGGCCCGCUGGCCGAAGUCGCUACCACUGCGGACACUGCAAUCAAAGCUCGAAAGGCAGUAGUUGCGUUGUUCAAUAAUGGAUGAUCGGCUUCCAUCGUUUGCCCAGGGAUCUGUUGAACAGGCGUAGCAGGCGCUACUUGCGAAGGCAAACACUCGGCUAAGGGCAAUGGAACACAUUUCUAAAUUCAAAGCUAUCCAAAUUUUCAGUUUUCUCUCAAUAUCCCACUCUCGGCCUUCUCAAACCUCUCAAUAUGCGCCAACAAUAAACCAAAUGUUAUAGCCAAUGGGCAAGUAACAGCCAGAAUAAAGCACACAACAAAAUCCAACCCAAUUUCAAUCCGAUCUAUUUCGCUAGGGAACCGCUCUAGCUACAGUUCGGAGCGAUCGGAUUGUGACCUGUCAUCCGAUAGUUCCUCCAAUGACAGUACCUGCAGCUGUUGUUCGGACCAGCCUCCGCCACCGCAAUGUCGCCCGCAGCAGCCACCGGCGGUUCGGCCACGGCCAAGUCCCCAGACUUUCAACGAUGAUACUAGCUUCUGUCCUCCGGCGCUCCUGCCUCCAGCAAGCGUUCAGUUUGGUGCCACAAAUUUUGACAAUGUCUGUCCUAUGGACUGGACACCAGUUUAUGUGCUUCCACAGUGCUGCUGCAUGCCAACGAUGCCUCCAUCGAUGAGGCCAGCAGCUCAGAAAUUCUGUGCCCCCCCCGCACCAAGAUUUCAAGAGCAAUCCUUCGACCAGACGGAUGGGCAGAGGGCUAGUUUCGGCAAUGAAAUGAUCUGCUACUGUAUGCCAAAGAACCUGACACCGAUGAGGCCAGCAGCUCAGCAAGUCUUCUCUCCCCCCGAACCAAGAACUCAAGAGCGGUCCGUUGACCAUGGCCAGAGGGGUGGUUUCGGCAAGGACAUUCUCUGCUGCUGUAAGGCGACAAUGGCUCCACCGAUGAGGCCAGCAGCUCAGAAAGUCUCUUCUCCCCCCGAACCAAGAACUCAAGACCGGUCCGUUGACCAUGGCCAGAGGGGUGGCUUCCGCGAUGAAAUGCUUUGCUGCUGUAAGGCGACGAUGGCUCCACCGAUGAGGCCAGCAGCUCAGAAAGUCACUUCUUCCCCCGAACCAAGAACUCAAGAGCGGUCCGUUGACCAUGGCCAGAGGGGUGGUUUCCGCAAUGAAAUGCUCUGCUGCUGUAAGGCGACGAUGGCUCCACCGAUGAGGCCAGCAGCUCGGCAAGUCUCUUCCCCUCCCGAACCAAGAACUCAAGACGGAUCCUUUGACCAUGAGAAUAGCUGUAAUUUGGACGAUGACAAUGUCUAUCUCGAGCAAUCGGCUCCGCCUGUUUCUAAGCGUACAAAGAGAGGCAGCAAGCAGCCGCCUCCAGAGAGCAGUCGACGGCAGACGGAUUCGGGGUGCCAGAGAUCAAAGCAGCCACCAGAUCAGAAACUAUACUGCCCCCCAGGGGGAAGAUCUCGGGUGCGAUGCUUUAAGCAAGGGCAAUGCGGGCAAAGAGGACAAAGCGGACAUAGAAGUCACAGAGGUGGGGGAAAAUGUUACCCCAAUGAGUAUCCCGUGCCUGUGUUGGGCAGACAGAUGGCCAAUACGAUGGAUUCGCUGGAUCCGGUGGAUUCGGAUCAGAUGGAUCCGCUGGGUCCGAGGUGCGAUUUUGGGGAAUCUUCGGAAGCAGCGUCAGCAGCUAUCGAUACCGAUGCUCGCGCACAACCAAACGAGUCGAUCAGACCGUUGCAGCGUAUAGGACAAGCCCGUCAUGGGGCGGGUAUAAACGAACCUUUCGAUCAGUAUUACCAACACCCGUGCACAUCCCGAAGAGACCCGGAGAUGAAUCCAAUGGCUAACUUUGAUCCAGAUCGAUUUGCCAGUGAUCAGCGUGGUGGUAUCGGGCGUCUGCGAAAUGUUAAUAUACGCACUCACAUCGAUUAUGACUAUGCUCAGAUUCCGGGCAAUGAGAACCCGCCACGCCCGCUCUCGCGAAAUUAUCCGGAAAAUCCACCAUCGCCGCAAUCUCCAGGACAAAAUAUACCUUCCUUCCCUCGCGGGUAAGAUGAUACGGCCCAACCAAGCGGCUUCUACUUUCGCAAUCAGAAACCUCCAAUAGCAGGUGUUAACGUUGGACGUCGGCGAAAUGUCGAAUAAUAUAAUAAAUCAUCCAUUAAGACCUCAAAUAAUUGCAAACCACCUUUUUUGAUUUUUAUUGCAAAACUCCGAAAUAUCUCAAAAUUGGUGCUGUAUGUUGACUUUUUUACUUGACUGUAUAUUUUCUUGACCUUUACACUAAAACCUUUGUUUAGACAAAAUCCAACAAAAGCAAGUAUGUAAAUUAAGCCAGUUAAGU